UACUCUGGUUCGCCCUGCACGAGGACACAAAUGACAACAAAGAAAACUAACCUGAGACUAAAUAGAUGAGCACUGUCGAUACAGAUACUCGUCUUUCUGGCCAUGUGCUGUGAAUAACGUUAAAUCAACAAUAGGCGUGCACCAGUCUAAAUGUAAUACAUUAAACUAGUCGCUACUGCAGGAGUAAACAGGACUUUGAUAAAUAGUUGUUCGAUUCUGAACGGGAUCGCACCAAGGAAAAGUUAAUUUCAACUUUCCAUGGAUCAGCUAACCGAUUCCCCUCUCCCCUGGUUCCAUUAUGUCCACGCUGACACUCACUUCAUGAUAAAUACGACAGAGGACAUCCACAGAGGCCUUACGGAGACUGUCUAAUACCGACACGGAAAAAAAAAGAGGGGCGAACAAUGAGACAAAGUCAGCCUGGACUCUUUGAGAUGCGACCGCAGUGUCUGGGAUGAAGGAAGAAUUAAUGGCAUUAAAGAUUGGCACCAGGUGUAAGGUCUCUAGAGAGGCAAAGCGCAGUUUCGAUCAAACUAGCUUCAGAGCCCAACUUUGCUCCAAGACUACGGGAACUCCUCAUCGAUUUGAUCACACAACGUUAAAGAUACACUUAACAAAAUCUCUAAAAAUUCUUUGACAUUCACGUGCAAGCCAGAUAUUUGUAGAAAAUAAAUGUAAAAAAAAAGUAUCUUUCAAGAGGCUCGAGAUGAUUCUUUAAGGAUGAAGACAUCCUGCAGGACCUUCACCCAGGUUACGGACGGGUUUGAACAUGGAGAUCCUACGUCCACAUUGGAUAUCGCUCUGUCAAGGAAAGAAGAAGGCUACUGUCAAGGUGUCCGAGGAUUGAAAACUUCUCUGAACUCCAAACUGGCAAGUUGUCCACGUGCACGGUGUUGGGAGACAUACCAUGUAGAAAAGGUGUACAACCUUAUAGCUCCACACUACAAUGACGUAAAGCACAAGAAGUGGCCUAAAGUCAAUAAAUUUUUGAAAAAUUUAGCUCCUGGGACUUUGGUAGCCGACAUUGGUUGUGGAAACGGCCGUUAUUUGUCUGUUAACCCACUGACCUAUAAAUUGGGCUCAGAUAUUUGUUCAUCGUUUCUGGAGCAGGCCAGGUCGGACGGGUACGAAAUAAUUGCAGCAGACAACAUGACACUUCCUUAUCGAGAUGGUGUCUUCGAUGCAGUUUGCUCUAUUGGUGUGAUCCACCAUUUUUCAUCCCAGAGCAGACGUAUCCGUGCAGUGAAGGAAUUGGCGAGAAUAGCUUCCCCUGGCAGUAAGGUUAUGAUCUAUGUUUGGGCCUACGAGCAAACAAGGAGGAAAUUCACCAGCCAAGAUGUUUUGAUUCCGUGGUUUAAACCAGAACACUCUGGUAAGCCUAAUUGCCGCUUGAGAUUGGCUGGCAUGGAAGGAAAUAUUAACGUAUCAGUAGACAACUCGGACAGUCAAGAUGAGCAACUGGACACUGAGUCUGCACAUGACAAAGAAGCAGGACUGUGGGACAGAAAGGGAAUCAGCUGUACUCUGAUCUCGCCUGAGAGCUCUCUAGAACAGCAAAGUGCUGAUGCUUCUAGCGAUGCUGAAUGGAUUAGUGAAAUUCUUCCUAGCCCACCCCUAGAGCAAAAAAUGUUGAAUUGCGUAUACUCGUCAGACGGGACUGAUGAAAAUUGUUUAACCAUCGAUGAUACGAGCGCCAUAGACGAGAGAGAUAUUGAAUGGACUCCUCAAGAGUCAGAUUCGAACCUGCACUAUGUGUACCCCAAUCAGUUGGUGGCUGAGUGCAAAAAACUUGGAAGACUACUCAGACACUUUACUAACAAAAAUGAAAGUCGGUAUAUUCCGGAUUUGGACUUCACAGAUAAUGAAGACAUGUUCGCAGACUCUUACCAAGGAGUUUCCGAAACCCUGUCCAGGUUACAGUACCCAGAAGCAUACUGUCCCAAGUGUAAUGAAAAUGGAUCCUCUGUGUUAAGAGCUCGCUCUGGUUGUUCUGAUGAUGACACGUGCCAGAAAACUUCGCUUGUGUCUAACUUUGGGCCAUUUGAAACAAGUUUGAUGAAUCCAUCUCUCCAGGACGACUCUUCUUCUCACAAUUGGGACUCUUUUGCUAGCGAGAGCAUUGUCCUCCCUUCUUCAUCAGCAGACGCUACGACACUUGCAGACGAUCCCCUUGACAACGACAUAUCUACUUACAGCAGUUCCUCCGACACAGAUAACACAGACAACACAGAUAACAGCAAGCUUUUGUUGGAGCAAACUGAGUCGCGCACAGCUACUACAAGUAAACGCUUCUGCCCCUUUUCUAUGACGCCUCCAGAAGUUCCGUCUGACACCAGCAUUUACGAGUGCAGUGCAGACGAGAGUAAUUUGUAUCCAGAGGUGAACACCCAUCUUCUCAAGUUAAAUUCUAACAGUCGUGACGUGCCUUGCAUUCAAAAUCUUCAAUAUUAUGACAGACAUGUCAAACAGGCUAAUGUCACUGACGAUGAAGAGCAAACAGUAAGCUCCUGUGAACAUUCGCUUCCUGACACAAAUUUAGACAUUGAUAUAUCAACAAAUCAGCCCCCUGAUAGUCAAUUAUCCAAAGAGACUGCCCAUAUCUUACAUCCAAAAUGUACUACAGAAGUACACAAAACAAACACUUCAGACCCAUGUAACGAUACACCAAAAAAGGCAACCUUUGGUUAUCAAAACAAUAUCAAAAACAACUCUGCCCAAACAAACCACCAGGAUCAUUUGUAUUUAUUUGCUUUAAGACAGAACAUGAAAAAUGUAUUCACAAAAAUUAUCGACGCGUUCCAUGUGGGCAAGAAGACUGACGUCAAACCUAACGCAAGGCCGACGACAUUACAAUUAACACCUAGACCUAAAGUUUUGGACCUACCUCCAAGGGCUAAAAGAGCCGAUGAAAUAACACUCCAGUACUAUCGCGAGGUCUGCUACUUUCCGCCCAACAACCAGUACCAAAGUAUGAAGGCGUGUUUAGGUUCUGUCCCUGCUCCAAAAAGCCCACCAAAACUGAUACAAGGAAAACGUCACGGCUUGAUCGAUCUCGCGAGGCGUUUGUCUGGUAAGAAAGAGAUAGUUCCCCAGCACAAGGCUGCUGCUGGAGAAUCCAGAAAACUCAGCCUUUCAGACGCCCUCACCAUGAUUGGCGAUGGCUACGCUGCAGACAGCAUUGAGGACAAGCUUGACAGCGCAGCCAAGAAGGUCUUCACGGAAAUGAAAAGUGUGAACUUCGGAAUAAGGCAGUUCCCUCGAAGUAGCGUUGAAAAUGAGCCGCCUACAAAGCAAGUGAUAGAUCAUUUGAAGACAACUAACAGUCUUGAUGAACUCAAAGAAACCGCUAGGUACGCCAAAGAAUGUUUACAAAAUGGAUUAACGAAGCUUGGACAAGAUACAGUAAAGAUCGGGUUUGGUCAGUGUGCUAAGGAUUCUGCACAAGCGGCUCAUAAUGAUUCUUUGUGUAAUGGAUUGUCACAGGUGGUUCAAAGUACGAUCCAGAACGGGUUGACACAAAUACAUCAAAGUGAAACAUUCUCUGUAACGCAUACGGCUGUUGAGAGCCUUGUGGCUAAUCCAGGGAUCUCAGUGCAAGACAAACGUCUUCUGUUUAGCGUUAACGUGAAUCAACAAGUAUCAACAGUUCACGAAGAGCACUUCCAGAACAGGUCCAACAAUGCAGCCUGUGAUGGGCUGGACGCUCUCUCUGAUCACGAACACUGCAACGGAUCCAUAAUGGACACACUCCUCGAUGUGAAGUCCCUGCCCGGAAUGGACUCGGGUGACUCAAACUCUGACGCUGACCCAGGCCAAUGCAUGGGAAAUCCGAGCAGUGGGAAUGAGCGAAACAGAAUCAUAUCCAGCCUCAGCCGUUACUAUCACGUUUUCCGACAGGGGGAACUAGAAGAACUUAUCCAAAACUAUGUGCCUUCUUUAGCGAUCGUGGAGACGUACUACGACCACGCCAACUGGUGUGUGAUUGCUCAAAAACUGUAACGUCCUAUGUACAAUGUAGGAUGUAUCAGACUUUACACUCUCAUGUCAGAUCAAGAUGUUUUUAUCCAUUGUAUGAUCACUUCGAAAGAUUGCGUUAGGUGGCUAGGGACGUCAUAAACAUUGUAUACCUUAUUUCAUCUAAUAUUGCUUGAAACGAAUUGUAUUGAUAAACAGCAGACUACAUUUUAAAAAGAAAAAUCACAUUAAUAAAAUCUUUAGCUUUUGUACGAAUAGAACACUAUGUUUACAAAUGCAGGCUAUUAUUCCUGACGAAAAUAAAAUAAACAAAUGUAACAAAUUGACAUAA
Molecule: messenger RNA, 4306 nt
Organism: Biomphalaria glabrata
Lineage: Eukaryota; Metazoa; Mollusca; Gastropoda; Planorbidae
Exons: 7
Coding region: 721-3999 (1092 amino acids)
Biological process (GO): tRNA wobble uridine modification
Cellular component (GO): nucleus; cytoplasm
Molecular function (GO): S-adenosylmethionine-dependent methyltransferase activity; tRNA binding
Source: RefSeq, a predicted model, not a curated record